GAAACGUCAGUGUCAUUCUUAUUAGGAUCUUUGUCAAUAAAUUAAAAAUAUCAUGUAAUAAUAACUUAAUUUUACUUUGUCCUUUAUUAUUUUUGAGUGUGAAAGAGUAUUUUUCGGUGGAGAAGGUUUAGUGCUGGUUUUGGUUGAAAAAAGUUAAAAUGUACAGCUGCAGCCAUUUAGCGACCGCAACGAACAUUCCAAUCGCAAACAUCCUCAGUUCAAUAGAGAGACCUGUUUGUGCCGACUGCGGUUGUACGAAACCGAACCUAUGGAUCUGCCUAUUUGCAAACUGUUUCCAGAUCUGUUGUGGGGAAAAAUUCAACGAUCACAGCACUAUCCAUAAUUCAAAAAACCCCUCACAUUGUAUCCAUAUGAAUUUAGUAACGAAACGAAUAUGGUGUUACGAGUGCAAAGAUGAAGUCUUCAUGGAACAGCCAUCGACGGCUGUUUCUUCGACCGUUCCGUCGUACGACAGCGAUCCAGAGAUGGAAGGCUGCACAUACAAAUCACGCGAUUCGGGUCAUGGCAGCUACAGUACCCUUCGUACCAACACUCCGGAACGGAUGAACGUCUUUGCAUUUGAAAAAACAGUCGGUCUCAACGUUGGAAUGAGCGGAGACGCUUCGGAUGGCAGCGACGCCGAAGACUCAACCGAUUAUAGCGUUGAUAGACCAGUCGGUCUCGUCGGUUUGCAAAACAUAGGCAACACGUGUUACAUGAAUGCUGCUUUGCAAGCCCUCAGCAACGCUAUCCCAUUGACGCGAUUCUUCCUCGAAUGUGCGACGACAGUACAGAUUUUAUCUGAAGGGAAAAAACCAGGACUGAGUAGAACUUAUCAGACGCUAAUCAGAGAUAUGUGGAAGAAGAACGGAGGAUACGUUACGCCAUCUGGUAUUUUGUACGGAAUCAGGAGUGUAUAUCCUAUGUUUCGAGGUUACUACCAACAUGACACUCAGGAAUUUCUUCGGAAUUUUAUGGAUCAAUUGCAUGAAGAGUUGAAACAGGUGGCCCCACCUGAGAUGGCCUCGAUGACUGAUUCGGACACGUUUAGUCUAGCGAUGGACGAACCUGCGCUCAGUUCGAGCUAUGAUUCGAGCGAAGGGGAAUAUGAAACUUGCGACUCGGGGGUUAGCGAGAGGUCGAGUCUCAGCGAUGAUACGGAAAGACCUGCCAGUAGUACGAAAAGAAGGCUUAGCAGAUCCUCGAGUCCGGGAAGGAGGAUACGGACGAGGCUGCAAAGCAACACCAUGGUGAUAGACUCCCAACCGAGUACAAGUUCUUCAAGCACCGCCAGUAUAAACAAGAAACAACAAAAAUACAGAUCGAUCAUUUCGGAUGUUUUCGAUGGCAAACUUCUAUCGUCAGUUCAAUGUUUGACUUGUGAUCGUGUUUCAAGUUGUGUCGAAACAUUCCAAGACCUUUCCCUUCCAAUACCGUCGCGGGACCAUCUAGUGGUACUUCACGGUCGUACGACGGGUCCAACUGCAACAUGUUCAGAGGCUGUAAUUCCAAUGAAUGAAGGUUGGAUUUCUUGGAUUUUGGCGUGGUUAAAAUCGUGGUUUUACGGCCCCGUCGUAACGCUCCACGACUGUUUAGCAGCCUUUUUCAGUACCGAUGAAUUGAAAGGGGACAACAUGUACAGUUGUGAGAAGUGCAACAAGUUACGGAACGGUAUUAAGUUCAGUAAAGUUCUACAAUUACCUGAAGUUCUUUGUAUUCACUUGAAGCGAUUUCGACACGAGUUGAUGUUUAGCAGUAAAAUUUCUUCGGCGGUCAGUUUUCCAUUAAAGGGUCUAGAUAUGCGGCCCUAUCUUCAUGGCGAUUGUAUUUCAAAGGUUACAACUUAUGAAUUAUUUUCGGUUAUUUGUCACUAUGGCACUGCCGGUGGCGGGCAUUAUAUCUGUUAUGCGUUAAAUGGUGGGCAAUGGUAUGAAUUCGAUGAUCAGUAUGUGACGCGAGUACCACCUGAAAAAGUCCAAUCGUGUGAGGCUUACGUUUUAUUUUAUCGAAAAGUGACGAAUACCGCAGACGAAAUCAGGAGUAAGGCUAUUAAACUUGCGAAAACGCAUUCCACGGAACCGCACGAAGUCGCUUAUAUUUCCAAGCAAUGGAUAACAAGAUUCAAUACUUGUGCGGAACCAGGCGCCAUCGACAACUCCGAUUUUCUGUGCCAACACGGCUCCUUCCACCCCGAUCGCGAAAUUGUGUUCGAACGUCUGGCUGUAGCUUUGCCUUUGCCGGUCUACGAGUACCUCCAUAAAAAAUUCGGAGGUUGCCCCCCUGUAACCAGUAUCAACAUAUGUCCCGCUUGUCUGGCUUUCAAUAAUCGACUUUUGUUCGAAAUGGAAACGUUCGUGCAGCUAAACCGAGAAAUGCAACAUAAAGAUAUUCCUUUGACUCAUCUCAUUUCGACGUCUUGGUACACACAAUGGCACAAGUUUGUCCAGAAGAGAACAACAGAUCCUCCAGGUCCUAUUGACAAUUCGAAGAUUAACAUGAAUCAGAUUGACGUGAACGAAUGUGCAGAAAUAACGGAAGGAAUUUGGAAUUUCUUCUUUAAUAUUUAUGGAGGAGGGCCGGAAUUGAAGCUCAGGCCUAAGAGUUUGCAUAGGACGGAAAGCGAAUCGAGUUUACCGAGUGAAGGAGGAGAACAAACGCAUCAGUUUGUUAUACCAACUCUAAAAAAACAAGAGAAAAUUGAUACGAUUGAUAAGAAUGUUUAUUGUUCGGGAGAACCGAUGGAGGUUGAGGAGGCUGAAGAGGAGAAUGAAUGUAACGGCUUUUCGGAAGAAGUAGUCAAAGACAGUACGGGAGAUGCGUCUAGUGAUACUUUACCUAACGGUAUUUGUGCUAUAAGUCAUUCUAAAUUAGCUCACGUUGAUAACGACGUCAGUGAUGAUGAAGUAUGUAAUGUAGAAGUUAAAAAUAGUAAAAGACAUAGGAGACGAAGAAAAGCUUUGUCAAACAUUAAUUAACUCAGAUUUUUUGUAUAUAAAGGUUUGUAUGUUAUUAAAGCAAUAAAUGUUGGGUAUUGUUAUUGA
Tribolium madens (black flour beetle) is the source of this 3041-nucleotide messenger RNA. RefSeq names its product ubiquitin carboxyl-terminal hydrolase 20 (gene Usp20-33). The coding region runs from base 159 to 2975 and encodes 938 amino acids. The record is from RefSeq and is a predicted model, not a curated record. The transcript has 7 exons. Gene Ontology annotation, biological process: protein deubiquitination. Lineage: Eukaryota; Metazoa; Arthropoda; Insecta; Coleoptera; Tenebrionidae. Gene Ontology annotation, molecular function: zinc ion binding; cysteine-type deubiquitinase activity.